UCCACAGAUACUCACUCACCAUGAUCUGCAAACUCUUCGUCUUCGCUGCCAUCCUGGCUUUCGCCGCCGCCUCGGCCAAGCCUGGCUUCCUCGCCAGUGCUCCAAUCGCCGCCACCUACGCCGCUCCGGCUCUGGCUUACAGCGCUCCAGCUAUUGGCUACAGCGCCCCAGCUAUUGGCUACAGCGCCCCAGCUUUCGGCUACAGCGCACCAGCUUACGGUUACGGAUACGGACUUGGCCGUAGCUACGGAUUUGGAUACCCAUACGGUUAUGCUCGCGGCUUCUACUAAACAGUUGCUAAAAAAUGAUACCUACAUGUGUACAUAUAUUCCGUAUGAAGCUUACAAAAAAUCUCCAAAGGCGGCCCGAUGAUCAACAGUUUUUCAAGAACCAUAGACUGUGGAUUGAACGACGUAUAUGUUAUCAUACACUGUGAUGCAGAAAGCGUUUUAAUAAAAUAAAACAACUUUUCUAAUAUCAAA
Molecule: messenger RNA, 482 nt
Organism: Nasonia vitripennis (jewel wasp)
Lineage: Eukaryota; Metazoa; Arthropoda; Insecta; Hymenoptera; Pteromalidae
Product: cuticle protein 12.5-like
Exons: 1
Coding region: 21-290 (89 amino acids)
Source: RefSeq, a predicted model, not a curated record